Amborella trichopoda is the source of this 1259-nucleotide messenger RNA. RefSeq names its product putative 4-hydroxy-4-methyl-2-oxoglutarate aldolase 2. The record is from RefSeq and is a predicted model, not a curated record. NCBI's taxonomy places the organism in Eukaryota, Viridiplantae, Streptophyta, Magnoliopsida, Amborellales, Amborellaceae. Gene Ontology annotation, molecular function: ribonuclease inhibitor activity. Gene Ontology annotation, biological process: regulation of RNA metabolic process.
CCUCAAUUUUCUCUCUCCUGCUGUCCGAUCGCACCAUGGAACCCGAAGACAAAGUUAAUGCCACCAAGAAUUAAUAUAUGGAUAUCAGACACAACAGUCAAUUUCGGGUCCCCAUUUUUACACUCAGGAUAAAUUAAAUGGAAGGGCUGCUACUUCACUCCAUCUUCUCCAUCCAUUUUAGGGUCUGCCUUCCACUCAUGAAAUUCAACAUCUUCUGAUCAGAUCAGGGCUUCUGCAUUUCAUAAGCAACAUCCAUGGCUACCUCAAGCUCGCUACUGGCAACAGCCGAGCUCUGCGACUCAAACUCAUUGCUCAUAUCGAGUGGUGAGCUUCGUGCUCUCCACCCAGUCCUCCAAAUCUAUGGCAGGCGCCAGGCCUUUUCAGGUCCCAUAGUGACCAUCAAGGUUUUUGAGGAUAAUGUGUUGGUUCGUGAUUUCUUGGAGGAGAAGGGUAAUGGCCGUGUCCUUGUUGUUGAUGGAGGUGGAAGCAUGCGAUGUGCUAUUUUGGGUGGCAAUCCUGUUCAACAGGCCCAAAACAAUGGGUGGGCGGGUAUAGUAGUAAAUGGUUGCAUAAGGGACGUAGAUGAAAUUAAUGGGUGUGAUAUUGGGGUAAGGGCCCUUGGUUCUCAUCCUGUGAAAGCCAACAAGAAGGGAAUUGGAGAGAGGCAUGUGCCCAUCACCAUUGCAGGUACAAGGAUUUGCGAUGGAGAGUGGUUGUAUGCGGAUACCGAUGGGAUUUUGAUCUCACGAAUGGAGUUAACUGUUUGACGAAUGUUGCUUUAGCCGGUGGAGGGAGGUGUUUAUGGUGUGUGUCGUACUAUUGUUGUAAUGGAUGUUUUGCUUGCUAUUGUUGGUUAACCCGCAUUAAAGAAGUAGGUAUUUUUACUGUCUUUUACGUGAGAAAGGAAUAGGUGUGCUUCACAACGAGGACAAAAGAAAAAAAGAAUAAAAACAGUGUUGCUUCGGCUUUGUAGUAUUUUUCAUUUGGAAAAUUGUGGUUUGUGUUUCUUAUACCAAAGGUUUAGAAGCCUUGGUAUUUAUAUUGAAGUCAAUGAUGUAAGGGAUGUCUCACUAUUGUAUGAUGUGGGACAGGAGUUGAGGGGGAUGUCCUCUCAUAAAGUACUAUGGUGCCUUUUGCCUCAAUUUAUUAUAGCUUCAAGAUCAAUGGGGUUCCUUUUCUCUUUUUGUUGCGUCAAAACAAUAACAUUUGGGCUUUUCCUAGUGCCCCUUUUAUUUUAUCUGACUGAGUGUUUGUGGAUC